Messenger RNA from Leptopilina boulardi, 5273 nucleotides. It is a transcript of the gene CdGAPr, whose product is annotated as rho GTPase-activating protein 32. Gene Ontology annotation, biological process: small GTPase-mediated signal transduction. The transcript has 8 exons. Lineage: Eukaryota; Metazoa; Arthropoda; Insecta; Hymenoptera; Figitidae. The record is from RefSeq and is a predicted model, not a curated record. Gene Ontology annotation, molecular function: GTPase activator activity; protein binding; phosphatidylinositol binding. The coding region runs from base 405 to 4748 and encodes 1447 amino acids.
UUGAGCAAGUGAGUUGUACCAGCGUCUUUCUUGUUAAUAAAAAGUUAUAAUUCUUUUUCUCUAGUGAUAAAUUUUAUCCGUGAAUUAUUAAUAAUAAAAUUGCAUUAGAUAAAUGCAUCAUGUUCGCAGUUGGUUAAUUGUUUUCUAGCCUGUGGAUUUUGUGUUCCGGCAAAUGUUUUCCACGUUCAUAUGUAUUGCCAUCGUAUGCUUUUCCUUGAAGGGGUUCUCAAAACGGGAGUGGUGAUUCCUACGCAGAACCGGAUUGCUGAUGAAUUCAAAGAGAAUGAAGAUUGCUUGUUGGAGGAAGUGUAGCUAAUUUAGUAAACCUGGCACGUGGGAAAUCGGGCUAUAAGCCUGGAUCAUCAUCCUCCUCUUCCUCCUCAUCUACGGAGAGGCUACAAAGGAUGCCAGGCCCAAUGCCCGAGAAACCUCGUGUCCAUACUCACAAGAUGUUGGGGUGCAAUCGAACAGACGAUUUUAAUACACCAGUUAGUUCCGGUAGCAAUAUGGGUAGCAUUGCAAGAUUUCCAAAAUUGGAUGAGUGUGCACAUUUUCAUUAUGAACAUGUUGAAUUGGGUUCAUUGGAUGUUUCUCUCAGUGAAGGCACAAACGAUUCAGAUAAUUAUGAAGUUAGAGUAACAUCGGGCGAUGCAUGUUGGACAUUACAACGAUCAUAUGAAAAUUUUGUCAUGUUCGAUAAACAUUUACAUCGAUGUAUAUUUGAUAGGAAAUUUUCAUCAUUACCAAAACUUGCUGAUAAUUGGCCUAAAAUAAAUUGUGAAUUAUUAAGAGAAUAUUUAACACGCUUUUCACAAUUAAAUCAUGAGGGCCUAAAUUGUGGACCAGUUUUAAAUUGGUUACAACUUGAUAAUAGAGGACGAAGAAUACUUGUUCCCGAAUCUGAUUCAUGUCCAAUAAAUACACCGGCUGUUGCUGCUGCUUAUGCAAUAAGACCUUAUACAGCACAAGCGCAAGAUGAAAUUUCUUUUCAUGUUGGAGAUAUGAUCUCAGUGAUAGAUAUGCCACCACCGGGUGAGAGUACAUGGUGGCGUGGUAAACAUGGAUUUGCUGUGGGUUUCUUCCCGGCUGAUUGUGUUGCUGUUAUUGGUGACAAAGUUCCUCGUCAUUUGGCCAUUUCAACAACCGUCCGUUCGAAAUUACCAGUGAAACCAGUGUUGAGAAAACAUGGAAAAUUGAUAGCUUUCUUUAGAUCAUUUAUUCUUAAUCGUCCAUCAAGAAGAAGAUUAAAACAAUCCGGUAUUUUAAAGGAACGUGUCUUUGGUUGUGAUUUAGGGGAACAUCUAUUAAAUUCCGGUCACGAUGUGCCAGCUGUUCUUACCUGUUGUGCUGAAUUUAUCGAAACACAUGGAUUAGUCGAUGGAAUUUAUCGUUUGAGUGGCGUGACAUCAAAUAUCCAAAGACUACGACAUGCAUUUGAUGAAGAUCGUGUUCCCGCUUUGCAUUCCGACGAAAGUAUCCGUCAGGAUAUACAUUCUGUAGCCUCAUUAUUGAAAAUGUAUUUUAGAGAGUUGCCAAAUCCAUUGUGUACCUAUCAGCUUUAUUCGACUUUUGUGAAUGCCGUUCAAGCCGAUAGUGAUGCUGAAAGACUGAGAAGAAUGAGGGAUACAGUCAGAAAAUUACCACCACCUCAUUACAGAACAUUAGAAUUUCUCAUGCGACAUUUGGUGAGAGUAGCGGCUAAAGGAAGCGAAACUGGAAUGACACCGCGAAAUGUUGCUAUUGUAUGGGCGCCAAAUCUUUUACGUUGCAAGGAACUUGAAGUUGGUGGUGUGGCGGCACUUCAAGGAGUUGGUGUACAAGCAGUUGUUACAGAAUUUUUAAUAUGUUAUGCUGAAUUAAUAUUUGGUGAUGGUCCAGUUGGUAGGCCUAAAUCAUUAGCAAUCACUACCUCAGCAAGAUUAUUGAGUCUCGAGGAAGCGAGAAAUAGAAAUUUACGAAGUGAAGCCGAAUAUAUUGAAGUUGGAGCGGGUCCUGCUGGAUUACCAACUCAUUAUCAUACAGUCAUUGAUUUACCACCGAGAAAAAGGAACGGUUCAAAAAGAUCACCAUCGUUAAAUUGGCGUGCUCUAUUUGCAAGAAGUUCGGGUACAAAGGGAAAAGCACGACCAGUUGGUACACCACCACAAACGGAAACACCGCCUAAUUUUGUAAAUUCUCUAAGACGUUUGAGAUCGGUGAAAAGUGCUGAUAGUUUAGAUGGUGAGGAUAGUUUGGGACCUCUUUUAGGACCACCACCUUCACGACCUUGUGGUCAUAGUCGAUCAGUUUCGCAUGAUUCUUACUUUGAUCAUCUUGCCGAUGCACCGAAUACAGCCUCGCCUCUUGAUCUGUCGGAAAUACAACUUAAUUUUGAUUUGGAAGAAAGGGAAAUGAGAAUGUUUUCUGAAGAAGAGAGUACUGGAAUUGCUUCGGUUGAAGCAUCGCCUAGAAGACAGAGAAGCGAUGGUCCAUUAUCGGUGGCUGUUAGUGGAGGAUCAAAAAGAAAACGAUCAAGACUUGAAGAGAGACUUCAUUGUGAUGUUGAAUUACGUUUUAUUGAUAGUCAAAGUCCAGAUCAGGUUAUGAUAUCGGCUGAUAUUCAUGGAAUGGAGACGCCAUCACCGUUAACAACUCCUGGUUACUUGCCACUUUUAUCAGAGGAUUCGACACCAUUAACACCAGCUACUUUAUCAAUUUCACCAUUGCCAGCCAACAGUCCUAGAAUAAGUUUUCGAAGUUUUAAUCUACCCUUAGAUCUUGACAACAAUAGUUCCGACAAGCUUAAUAGAAGUAGCACGUCUUCCGACAAGGUAUUCGACACUAGUCAUAGAUUGUCUAUAAAUAUUGACAAUGAAUGCGAGAGUAUGCAAACAUACGAUAGACUUAUUGAAUCAUCUCUCGAGUCUUCCGUGAAUCAAUUUCAAUCAAAUGGUCAAAUAAUUACUGAAUUUUACGAUCAUGAAAUGACACCCUGCGAUAGGUUAGUAAUCUCAUCAUCGAAUAGUGAUCCAUCAACAGAAAUAAGUGAUUCACUAUCACCAAGAGAUGAAGAAAGUAAUAAGCAAAUUGAUUCUGAACAAAAGCCAAAUAGUGAAGAUAGAAGAAGUUCAUCAAAUGAAGAAGAAGAAGAAGAAGAAGAAGCACUUGCCUGUGCAUCAAAUACUCAAGCAAAUGAUGUUAAUGCCACUUUACCAUUGACAGAUUUAGAUUCACCUAUGUCUUGUGAACAAACUUUUGAAGAUUUACCUGAUUCAGGUUUUGUUAUUUGUGAUAGUUCUGAUAAAAUAUUCACAAUUACCGAUACACAACCUUUAGCGAAUGAUUCCGGUGAAUGGGUUAUGGUUGAACGUACAAGUGAAACAAGUCCAAAGGAUUCUUUAGAGGGUACAGUGAAUCCGGCAAUAGCUACUGAAGCUCCACAAUUGCAAUCAAAUUGUGAAAAUUCAAGAACAUCGUUAGAUUUAACAAUGGCAUCAAAUGUCGAUACAGAUACAUCUUGUAUUGGUACAAGUGAUUUAACUGAUAGUCCUGUUCAAGAAUCAAAUGAUAUGUGCGAGGAUGAUAAAUCACUUGAGGAACAAAAAGAUGAAAGAAUAUCUUCUACUUUUUUGACAUGUUCACCGCUUAGAUUAAGAGCGCAAAAAUUUGAAAUAAACCAAAGUGAUAAAUCCAAAAUGGAUCAAGUAGGCAAACUAGAAAAGAGUCUUAAUCAAAAGACAAAAGUUGAAGAGAAAUUGGAGAGCGUUCGAUUAAAUCAAAAACGAUCAACAAUUGAGGAAAAUUCAUUACAAAAAUCAUUGCUACCAAUGGAUAGUGAAAGAAAAAAUGUUUCACAAUUACAAGAGGCUUUUGAAAAGAAUAUUGAAAAAUGUUAUGGCUAUAGUCCAUUGAAACAACGUAAUUAUCAAUAUCGUAUGAAACAUUUGAAUGAUAAACGAAAGCAAGUUCAAAUUCAUAAUAAUGAAGUGAUGAUACCUUCGGAAAAUGCAGCUGAACCUUAUGAAGUUGUUCAUGUACCGGAAGGAGCUUCAGGAACAGCUUCAUUAACUUCUUCAAUAACUUAUUCUAAUGACACAUCACCAGUUGAUGAUUCAGGUAUUUUAAAAGACACUGCAGCUAUUUUACAAGAACUUGCUUUACAACGUUUAUCAGGUGGUAGUGUAGGAGGAGAAUUAUCAACGAGAAAACGUUACGAUUCAGAAGUAACACGAGAUAGAAGAAGUUUUGAUUCUGAAAUAGGACGUGAAAUUGUACGAGAGAGAAAAAUGAGACAAGAAUUGGAUAAUGCGAGGGGAAAAUUUGAAGAAUCAUCAUCAUCCUCAUCAUCGGUAGCAGGUGUUCCACAUUUACCACCAUGUUUACGUGCACGUCAUGCAAGAGCAACAAGAGCGGCAUUAAGUCGUUCUCUUGAUGAGGGGAAAUUUAAUCAAAUGACUGGUGAUAGUUGUUUAUCAAAAAAACAAUCAUACGAUGAUAAUUCACAACACAGUUCUACACCAAAUGUUGGAUCUGAAUCAAUAUUAUCGAUUAAUAAUACCGAUAGAUUGUAUGCAAAAAAUCUUGGUGGUUUAGAUCUUGGCGAUCCACAAUGUCGAGAGAGAAUAGACAAGUACAAAGAGGAGAGAAGAAUGUUUUUAAGAGAUAAAUAUAGAUCGGAAAGUUUUCGGGCGUCCAAAGCUGAGGAUGAUGGUGAGCAAGCGUUGUUGGCUAGAUUAAAGCAACGUGCUUCCAAACCCUCUCUUCAUUGACCAAGUGAUAUUGAUAAGCUUCAUUGCUCUCUUUCGCUUUUAGAAUUUCUUUUUUAAAAAUAUUAUUUUCUUUCAAAAUUUUCACUAAAUAAAUUGAAUAGUGAUUACUUUUUAAUUUACGAGGGAUUUGAGAUAUACACUAUAUUUAAUAUUAUAUUGUACAAUUAUUAUUUAAAUAAGUACUAUUGCUUUUUUUUUUAAUAUGUACAAUAAUUGCGAAUAAUGUAUAUUGCAGUCUCUCAAUUAGAGAAUUUUUUGUACUUUUUAAUUUAAUGACAAUUUUCUCAUUUUCUUGCCUAGUUAAAAUUCAAUUUGUAAUUUAUCUAAUUUUUCGUUUUUAGAUAAUUAAGGAGUUAGGUUUUUUUUUUUUGAAAAAUUCCAAGAUUUCAAUGAAAAAUAAUAUAACUAGAAUGAAAUUUGUCAGUUUAGAGUUAUUUAGAUUAUUUUUAUUUUGAAAUUAUAGGGGUAAAAUUGCCGAAAAUAUAUGCAAUAAAAAAUUUGUUUUUAUCUUAAGACAUUUAAAAA